Molecule: messenger RNA, 5075 nt
Organism: Salvelinus namaycush (lake trout)
Lineage: Eukaryota; Metazoa; Chordata; Actinopteri; Salmoniformes; Salmonidae
Product: A disintegrin and metalloproteinase with thrombospondin motifs 2-like
Exons: 22
Coding region: 67-4203 (1378 amino acids)
Biological process (GO): proteolysis; extracellular matrix organization
Cellular component (GO): extracellular matrix
Molecular function (GO): metalloendopeptidase activity
Source: RefSeq, a predicted model, not a curated record
AGAUCGCAUUAUCUAGAAUCUCAAAGUCCGCCUCUCUGAUGUGCGGUCUUUUUCUUCAUACCUGCAAUGGAUGUUACGCCUGGAUUUGCAUUCUUUAUUAUUUUACUGCAUUUAAUUCACGCGAAUGGACUUUAUAUCUCCAAUGGCAUAGAGUCUCUGCAGCAUGUCCUGAGGGAGUAUGGCGUUGUUAAGCCUGUGAACACUGAUUCAGAGGGCCGCUUCCUCUCAGGUGCUGUCUCUGCACCUCAACUGGACAGCCAGCACCAGCAGGCCCACAGACGCUGGAGAAGAGAGGCUGUAGCCGCCUCAGACCCCAGCCAUGGAGACCUGGAGGAGGGAGAGGGUACAGCCAGGCACAGGGAGACACUCUUCUACAAUGUCACUGUGUUCGGCCAGGAGCUCCACCUACGCCUGCACCUCAACUCCAGGCUGGUGGUCCCCGGAGCUAAGGUGGAGUGGCACGAGGAGGGAAGCCAGACCACCUAUGAGCCUCUACGGGACAGCGACUGCUUUUAUGUAGGAGAGGUCACCAACGUCAGGGACACAUCCGUCGCUAUCAGCAACUGUGAUGGCCUGGCAGGAAUGAUCCGUACGGGGAAGGAGGAGUUCUUCAUCGAGCCCCUGGUGCGUGGAGGGGGUCUGACGGUAGAGGAGGAGGAGAGCGGAGACGGACGACAUCACAUUGUUUAUCGCUCCUCUGCCAUUAAGAGGCCCCCUGUCAAUCAAACAGCAGACUCUCACCCCCGAGGGUCAGUUAUAGGUGACCUGAUGGACCUGCAGGCCCUGUCCAGAGGAGUGCAGCAGCAGCAUCACAACCUGAUCUGGAACAGGACCAGGCAGGCUCGGGCCCGACGCCAGGCCAACGAGGAACACGAGCUGUUCAACAUUGAGGUCCUACUCGGGGUGGACUCCUCUGUGGUCCACUUCCAUGGCAGAGAGCACAUCCAGAAGUACCUCCUCACCCUCAUGAACAUAGUGAAUGAGAUUUACCAGGAUCGUACCCUGGGUGCUCACAUCAACGUGGUUCUGGUCCGUAUCAUCAUGCUGUGUCCUGCCAAGUCUAUGAGUCUGAUAGAGCUGGGCAACCCGUCUCAGAGUCUAGAGAACAUUUGUCGCUGGGCCUUCCUGCAGCAGAAGGAAGACAGGAGUGAUCCAGAGUACCAUGACCAUGCCAUCUUCCUCACCCGACAAGAGUUUGGUCCCUCCGGCAUGCAAGGUUACGCUCCUGUGACGGGUAUGUGCCACCCAGUGCGGAGCUGCACUCUCAACCACGAGGAUGGCUUCUCCUCUGCCUUCGUCGUGGCACAUGAGACUGGACACGUGCUGGGUAUGGAGCAUGAUGGCCCCCCUGGUAAUGAGUGUGGCGACGAGGUGCCCAUGGGCAGCAUCAUGGCCCCUCUGGUGCAGGCUGCCUUCCAUCGCUUCCACUGGUCCCGAUGCAGCCAGGCGGAGCUCAGCAAGUACCUGAACUCCUAUGACUGUCUCCGUGACGACCCCUUUGACCAUGACUGGCCGGCGUUGCCACAGUUACCAGGGAUCCACUACUCCAUGGACGAGCAGUGUCGAUUUGACUUUGGCGCCGGCUACACCAUGUGCACGGCGUACAGCACCUACGACCCCUGCAAGCAGCUCUGGUGCAGUCACCCAGACAACCCGUUCUUCUGCAAAACCAAGAAGGGUCCGCCCAUCGACGGCACUACGUGUUCACCGGGGAAGCAUUGCUUCAAAGGUUACUGCAUCAAGUUGACCCCAGACAUUCUAAGGCAGGAUGGGGGCUGGGGCACGUGGAGUAACUUUGGCUCCUGCUCUCGCACCUGUGGGGGUGGUGUGCGCUUCCGGACCCGUCAGUGUGACAACCCGACCCCUGCCAAUGGAGGACGCACCUGCUAUGGCAACAGCUAUGAGUUCCAGCUGUGCAACCUAGAGGAGUGCUCCAAGCCUUUCGCUGACUUCAGGGAGGAGCAGUGCAAGAUGUGGGACCCUUACUUUGAGUAUGACAACGCCAAGCACCACUGGCUGCCCUAUGAGCAUCCUGACCCUGAUGAGAGAUGCCAACUCUACUGCAAGUCUAAGGAGACGGGAGACGUGGUGGCCAUGAACAGGAUGGUGCACGAUGGCACACGCUGCUCCUACCAAGACCCUUACAGUACAUGUGUGCGGGGGGACUGUGAGGUCCCAUACUCCCAAACACUGACUCAGCGUAUCUCUCUACAGCACGUUGGCUGUGAUAACCAGAUAGCCUCAGACAUGCAGGAGGACAAAUGUGGGAUAUGCGGUGGAGACAACUCCAGCUGUAAGAUCAUCAAGGGAAACUUCACUAGAAGCGUUAAAAAACAAGGUUUCCUCAAGAUACUUGAAAUCCCCCGAGGGGCCAGGCAUCUGUUGAUCCAGGAGUUCAAGGGGACCCCUCACAUCCUAGCGGUGAAGAACCAGGCCACAGGUCAUCUGUUUCUGAAUAACGAGGAUGAGUUCCCAGAGUCCCGUAUGGUGAUAGAGAAGGGGGUGGAGUGGGAGUACUACAACGAUGACGACACGGAGACCGUCCAGACCACAGGACCUCUGGGAUACGCUGUUCUGGUCAUGAUCCGUUCCCACGGUGACUCCAAAGUGACCCUCUCCUACAAAUACAUUCUCCACGAGAAGCUGCAGUCAUCCAUAGAGAGCAACCUGGUGCAGGAGGACACAGCCUACUUUGAAUGGGCUCUGAAGAAAUGGUCUCAUUGCUCUAAACCCUGUGGAGGAGGUAAGCAGUACACACGGUUUGGCUGCAGGAGAAAGUCCGAUGGGAAGAUGGUCCACCGCACCAACUGUGUGAACAUCGACAAUCUCAGAGCUAUCAGCAGGGAUUGUAACCAGAAAGAGUGCUCCCAGCCAGUGUAUGUGAAUGCAUUUAUUUGGAUCACUGGGGACUGGGAGGAGUGCAGUUCAUCCUGUGGGAAGACUGGCUACCAGAGCCGCUCUGUACGCUGUCAGCAGCCCCUCUCUGGCGGUGGCCAACGUUCCAUACACAGCAAGUACUGUAAUGAUGACAGGCCAGAGGGACGACGACCCUGCAAUCGCCAGCUCUGUCCUGCCCAGUGGAGAGUAGGACCCUGGUCCCAGUGUUCGGUGACGUGUGGCAACGGGACCCAGGAGCGCCAGGUUCUGUGUAGCACUCCUGAUAACUCAGUUGGACUCUGCAUGGAGACCAAACCCAUCACACUCCGGACCUGCCAGCUAGUCCCCUGCACAGGUGACGGAAAAAAAGUUUUGAUCCAGUGGCUGUCACGGUCCAACCCCGAAUUUCCUGUACCCAAGAUCUCCUCAAGGCAGUGUAAAGGGGAUAGGUCAGCGUUCUGUCGUAUGGAGGUGCUGAGCAGGUACUGCACCAACCCUGGGUACAGACAGAUGUGCUGCAAGUCCUGCGCCGAGGGGAACUUCACCACUAUGGGCCAAAACCUCACCACUGGGCCCUGGAGGUACACCACACUACCCACCCCCAUCAAUGGCACCUAUUCAACAAACCCCACAACAACCCUCAGACCCAAACCCACCGCUGGGAUAUAUAGCACUGACUUUGCUUACGUUGAGCAUGAUGAUUAUGGGGAGUAUACAACCAAAACCGACGAACACAACACAAGUAAAACAUAUAGGCCUACCACCGCCCCUGGAUUAACCACUAGACAGCCCAGAAAAAUAACCACCUCCCCGGUUACCGCCAGAAGUACUCCAUCUCCAACCACCACCACCGAGGAGACUACGUUUCCCAGAACCUCCAUCAUCACCGCCACUACCGCUGAAGCCACCACAAUCUCCACCAGUCAGGACCCAUCAACUCUCAGAACGACAAAUGUCCCCAAGUCCACCACAGCUUGGGUUGAUGUCAUUGAGAGGGAGUCCCGGACAACCCCGGCUCCAUCCACUUCCAGACCUAAAGGAGACAAGAGACGGAAGACCAUUCCAACACAGCGUAGGGUCGUUGUGACACUCAUGCCCUCCACCAUAGCCCCCCACCGGACAGAGGACAAGAGGGAAAACAACCCGGUGGACGUGCCGUAUCGGAUCGUUGGUGUAGACAAUGAGGUCUUUCAGAACCACUUUGUUCCUAGAAUACGGCCUCCGUUCCGAGAAACGACACGGAACAAAAGGAUACAAGAGCUCCUCGCCGAGAAAAGGAGGCAAGACUUACUUCUCAGACGAGCGAAAAGAAAACCAGGACCUUGAUAGUCAGUCAUUCAAGUCAUCUUUGUUCGUGCUCUAUAUGGAGAUAUUCCUAUUGAACACCUGCAUAACAAUUUUGCUUUAUUGAAACCAGAGUGAAACCACUCAUUCCAGUUCAGAGACUGUCAGUCAUGUAGAAAUUAAAACUUGCGGCUUGAAGAUUGGAAUUUGGCCUGCUUCGCUUUUUUUAUCCAAUGAGGAAAGGGGACAGCAAUGGACAAAACAGACAAAAUAUUGAGAAAUGAAUAUACAAUUACUAUUCUGUAAAUACAUCUUUUGAGCGAUAAUUGCACAUUUGUACUUGCUGCUCGGCAAUGAAGAGAUUUAAUUGUCUUUUAUGCUUUGAUGUUAUUACAUAUCGUACUUUUGUUAAUAUUGUGAACAGUUUACAAUUUGGACCUUUGUAGCUCAGUUAGUAGAGCAUGGUGCUUGCAACAUCAGGGUAGUGGGUUUGAUUCCCAGGACCACCCUUACGUAAAGAAUAUAUAUAAACAUACAUAUAUACAGUGUAUAUAUAGGGGAAAGUGGAGUAUGUUGAGGCAUUUUUUACAUUCAGUAUCAAGGGAAAUAUACUGUAGUAUUCUUUCUAACAAAGAUAUCUACAUAUAUUUAUUUGUUGUUUUUCCCUGGACAUAAUCAGAAUUAAUGUAAACAUAAUAGUUUUGAAAACAUAACAUUAGUGGUACUGUAUCUUGGCACAACUUACGCCAGGAAUGGGAUAAGUUGAGCAUAGGGACAGGGUAUGUUGAGCAUAGGGACAGGGUAAAUUGAGCAUAGGGACAGGGUAAGGAGAGCAUAGGGACAGGGUAAGGAGAGCAUAGGGACAGGGUAAGGAGAGCAUAGGGACAGGGUAAGGAGAGCAUAGGGACAGGGUA